AUGACCGACCAAGACCACUCCUACUAUCGACCACGAUCCCCUGAUUUUUCCACCUUCCAAUCCCCCAUCUCUCCUCCUCCACCACCUCCUCCUCCUCUUCCUCAUUCUCAUACUCAUUCUCAUUCUCAUCUUUCUGCUCCUGCUCCUCCUGUCUUCCACCAUCUCCUUCCCCUUUACCAAUUCGGCAAUCCUCUCGGCCAUCGCGCCUCCUACGACGCCUCGCCCUUUUUCCCCCCGCAGUAUCAACAACCCCCGGCCCCGCCGACCAGGGUUCCCCAGCACUACCAUAUUCUAGACCCGGUCAUGGCUCGCCGCUCUUCUCGUAUCGCUCAGGCGGCCGAGGUCGCCCCCCUGCCCCCCGCCAAGUAUGUGGACCCGGUCGUUGAAGAAGAGCCUCCGGAAGAAGUCGAGGAGAUCGAGGAAGAAAUCGAAGAGCCCCCUAAACCCGCACCCCCGGCUCCUGUCGAAGUCAAGACCAAGUUUCCCGUCGCGCGCAUAAAGCGCAUCAUGCAGGCCGAUGAAGAUGUCGGCAAGGUGGCCCAGGUCACCCCAAUUGCAGUCUCCAAAGCUCUCGAACUGUUCAUGAUAUCCCUCGUCACCAAAGCCGCCAAAGAAGCCAAAGAUCGCAAUUCCAAACGCGUCACUGCCUCCCACCUCAAGCAAGCCGUCGUAAAAGACGAAGUCCUCGACUUCCUCGCCGACAUCAUUGCCAAAGUCCCGGACCAGCCCGCCGGGCGCAAACACGAUGAUGACAACAGUGAUCAAAAUGAACAGCCGAAACGAAAGCGCGGCGGACGUCGCCCCAAAGAUGAUAGCGACUAG
Aspergillus sclerotioniger CBS 115572 is the source of this 822-nucleotide messenger RNA. It is a transcript of the gene nctA, whose product is annotated as negative cofactor 2 transcription regulator complex subunit BUR6. The transcript is spliced from 2 exons. The record is from RefSeq and is a predicted model, not a curated record. Gene Ontology annotation, cellular component: negative cofactor 2 complex; nucleus. Gene Ontology annotation, biological process: transcription by RNA polymerase II; negative regulation of transcription by RNA polymerase II; positive regulation of transcription by RNA polymerase II. NCBI's taxonomy places the organism in Eukaryota, Fungi, Ascomycota, Eurotiomycetes, Eurotiales, Aspergillaceae. Gene Ontology annotation, molecular function: transcription coactivator activity; transcription corepressor activity; core promoter sequence-specific DNA binding. Bases 1 to 822 code for a protein of 273 amino acids.